AUGGAUCAAGGCAUAGUUAGAACCUACAAAUCCUCGUGCAUAACCAGCUUGAUGCAUAGUAUUUUCCCACUGAUUAAACAGGUGAAAUCCUUUCGGAUCUUUUCACACCGUAAUUGGCGUUCCAAUGAACCACGAAGUGCCACAAGUUCCUCCAACGAAGCUAGCUGUCUUUGUCAGUUUGGCUUAUGUGCACCUGUCGAAAAACGGGAUAACUAUGUGCGAGGCAUAUCACUUACGGAUAAUCGCGUAGGUGAUCGAACCAAGAAGGACGAGAGCAGCCAAAAAGAUGAAAAAACGUCUAAAAGCGUCAAAGUUUCUGGGAAGUUCUGGUGA
This is a messenger RNA of Opisthorchis viverrini, 333 nucleotides long. RefSeq lists its product as hypothetical. The transcript is spliced from 2 exons. Lineage: Eukaryota; Metazoa; Platyhelminthes; Trematoda; Opisthorchiida; Opisthorchiidae. The record is from RefSeq and is a predicted model, not a curated record. Bases 1 to 333 code for a protein of 110 amino acids.